AUGCGUAUCCUGCUCAGGCUUAUUGGCUUUUCAUUCAAGUACAAGCAAAGGUUGCUUCUGGCCUAUGCCUGCACCAUCGCCGUAACCGCGUUCGCCCUGGCGAUCCCUUGGAUACUGGGCAUCGCCGUGGACGAGGUGGUCAGGUCCGGAGAGGUUGGGCCGCUUAUCUUCCUGGCGUCGCUCAUCCUGGUGAUAAGCGUCCUGAGAGGGGUCGCAGCCUAUGGGCAGCAGUACCUGGGCGAGGCCCUGGGCCAGAGGGUCGCCUACGACAUUCGCAACACCUUCUACGAGCGGUUGCAGCGCCUCAGCUUCGGCUUCCACGACAACCAGAGGUCCGGCGACCUGAUGUCCCGGGCUACGGCGGACGUUGAGGGAGUGCGGAUGUUCAUCCAGGGAGGCUUGAUCCGCGGCGCGUAUAUGGUGCUCCUGAUAUUAGGCGUCAGCGUCAUCCUCAUCAUCUCCAGCUGGAAGCUGGCGCUGAUGAGCCUGGUUUUUGUGCCUUUCAUCAUAUUGCGCACGGCCACCAUCAUGCUGGAGAUGCGCCGCAACUGGAUGGCCGAGCGGACGGAGAUGGGGCACCUGAACACGGUGCUCCAGGAGAACCUGGCCGGUCAGCGUGUGGUCAAGGCCUUUGCCGCCGAAGACCUCGAAAGUGAGAAGUUCAACUACCACGCCUCAGAGGUUGCCAGGUAUGGCUUCACCGCCGAGAGGUUGCAGGCCAUCACCACGUCCCUCAACAACUUCUUCCUCCUCGGAGGCACCGGCGUCAUCCUGUGGUUCGGCGGACUUCAGGUGGUGAACGGAAGUAUGACUGAAGGGGAGCUGGUGUCCUUCGUGCUGUUCAUGGGGCUGCUGGCCAUACCGGUCCGCAUGACGGCGUGGAUAGUCAACAGCUUCUCCAGGGCAAUGUCCUCCGGCGAGCGCAUCUUCUACGUUCUGGACGCGGAGUCGCCGGUGAAGGAGAAGCGUAACGCCCUGGAUAUACCGCGAGUGAGGGGUGACGUGCGCUUUGAGGACGUGGCCUUCGGGUACAGUGAGCUUUCGCCGGUACUCAAGGGUGUGGACUUCGAGGCCCCCAGGGCGAAGGUGGUCGCCAUUCUGGGCGCGCCCGGCAGCGGGAAGACCACCGUAGUGCACCUUAUCCCCCGCUUCUACGACGUGUCCGAGGGUCGCAUAACCGUCGACGGGAUGGACAUCCGCGACGUCACCCUGGCCUCCCUGCGCCGCAACGUGGGCAUCGUCCAGCAGGACGUGUUCAUAUUCACAUCGACUAUCCGGGCGAACAUCGCCUACGGCUCCGUUGAUGCUCCCAUGGAGGACGUGGUGCGCGCGGCCAAGGCGGCCCAGCUUCACGACUACAUUGAGAGUAUGCCGGACGGAUACGACACCUACGUGGGAGAGCGAGGCGUGACCCUGUCCGGCGGACAGAGGCAGCGCCUCGCUAUUGCCCGCACGCUAUUGCUGGACCCGCCCAUCCUCAUCCUGGACGACUCAACCUCCAGCGUGGACACUGAGACGGAGCACCUCAUACGCCAGGCGCUGGACACGCUGAUUCAGGGCAGGACCACCUUCGUCAUUGCCCAUCGCCUGAGCAGCGUGAAGAACGCCGAUAUGAUACUGGUGAUGAAGGAAGGCAGGAUUGUGCAGCAGGGUGUCCACGAGGAGCUUGUGAGUGUGCCCGGCCCGUACCAGGAGAUAUACGAGCUUCAGCUUCGUCCGCAGGAGGUGGAGGUCAACGGCGGCGGCAGCCUGACCUCCGGGGGAACGGGAGCCGCCUCGGUUAGCCUUGAGACCAGGACUCUGAACGUGGAAGGGACUUCCUAG
Messenger RNA from Geodia barretti, 1824 nucleotides. The record is from the annotation of a GenBank genome assembly. Lineage: Eukaryota; Metazoa; Porifera; Demospongiae; Tetractinellida; Geodiidae.